Molecule: messenger RNA, 2760 nt
Organism: Striga hermonthica
Lineage: Eukaryota; Viridiplantae; Streptophyta; Magnoliopsida; Lamiales; Orobanchaceae
Source: the annotation of a GenBank genome assembly
AUGGCAGCAGCCGCCUCCGCCGCGUCUUCGCUCAUUGGAACCCGAUCGGCCCGAAUCCAGGCCCGAUUCGGGUUCGGUGGGAAGAAACAGGUCCCCAAGCGGGCCGCCUCGAAGACCGUCGUCCCCGACCGGCCGCUGUGGUUUCCCGGCGCCAAGGCGCCGGAGUAUCUCGACGGGUCGCUCGUCGGGGACUACGGGUUCGACCCGUUCGGGCUCGGAAAGCCCGCCGAGUACCUGCAGUUCGACCUCGAUUCGCUCGACCAGAACCUGGCUAAGAACGUCGCCGGAGACAUCAUCGGGACAAGGACGGAGGUCGCCGACGUGAAGUCGACGCCGUUCCAGCCGUACAGUGAAGUCUUCGGGCUUCAGAGGUUCAGGGAAUGCGAGCUUAUUCAUGGAAGGUGGGCCAUGCUCGCCACGCUCGGGGCCCUUACCGUCGAGUGGCUCACCGGCGUCACGUGGCAGGACGCCGGAAAGGUUGAGCUUGUUGAAGGAUCAUCGUACCUCGGCCAACCACUCCCAUUUUCCAUAACCACAUUGAUUUGGAUCGAGGUGCUUGUUAUAGGGUACAUCGAGUUCCAGAGGAAUUCGGAGCUCGACUCGGAAAAGAGGCUCUACCCGGGCGGGUCGUACUUCGACCCGUUGGGCCUGGCGGCGGAUCCUGAGAAGAAGGCCACGCUUCAGCUAGCUGAGAUUAAGCACGCCCGUCUUGCUAUGGUUGCCUUUUUGGGCUUUGCAGUCCAAGCCGCGGCUACUGGUAAAGGCCCACUUAACAAUUGGGCUACCCACUUGAGUGACCCGCUCCACACGACCAUCCUCGACACGGUCGAUGGCGACGAGCGCACGGGCGAGGAAAUCCUAGGAGCGGCCCGAUUUCGCAGUCAACAACCACCUCAGGAGGGUUUUGACUACCACUUUCCGCUCCACCGAGCAGCCCAAGAUGGCGAAUUCCGAAGACCUGCUUCAAGUUUCAGCCCCAAUCAUGAAUUUCGCAGACGGGGGCCCGAUCGAGAGGACUCGACCUUCACUGUGUUCGAACUGCCACGCCACUGCUGGGACGACGGGUCCGCGGCUGCCGGCUACGGCGGCGCUUACCAACAGCGAAUGGAGGCGCCCGAUUUCCACGAGUUGCACUUCCCCGUGAAAAAUUUACGUCAUGUUGAGGCGGGCUGGGGUCGGGUUGGGCACAACAUCGCUGAGGACGCCGACGACUACCAUAGUCGCGCUUCCUGGCAGGACGAACAAACCCUAGGCGAUUUUCGGCGACGGGCACAACGGAGGCCAGACGGAGGACGUGCAGCAGCCUCGGAAUUUGACGACCGAAGCGCCGCUAAGGGAGGGCCCGAUUGUUCGGGGCGCGACCGGCGAGAGACCGACGCCGCAUUAGCGGAGGUGCAGGGACGAGAAUUUUCUGGUUGUUGGUGUCGCGAUUUGGGAGCUGCGCAAAGUCGUCGAAGAGAAGCAGAUUUCUUGCAACCUUUUGGGCUUUUGCAACGGUCCAAAUCCAUUUAUUGGUCCCAUGUGAGAGAUAUAUUUAAUUCAGAUUUUUGGGCCCGUGAAGUCGCUGCAGAAGUUGGGCUUGUACACAGGAGUUCUACAACUGAACCCGAAGAUGAUGUUGCUAUAAAUAAUGUCAGGCUCUUUACGUAUCGCUCUUUGCGAUCAGCCACAAGGCUUUUUCAUCCAUCGAACAAAAUCGGACGAGGUGGUUUCGGGGUCGUUUAUAAGGGAGUUUUGAGGGAUGGGACUCGAGUAGCUGUCAAGUCUCUUUCGGCCGAAUCCAAACAAGGGGUUAACGAGUUCUUGACCGAGAUUAAUAUGAUAUCCAAUAUACAACACCCGAACUUAGUUCGGCUCGUUGGCUGUUGUGUUGAGGGGACUAACCGAAUAUUAGUGUAUGAAUAUUUGGAGAACAAUAGCCUCGCCAGUUCCCUACUCGUCUCGAAUGGCAAACGUGUUGGGCUGGAUUGGUCCAAGAGAGCUGCAAUAUGCUUAGGCACAGCCUCGGGACUCGCGUUCCUUCACGAAUGUGCCGAGCCGUGCAUUGUCCAUCGAGAUAUAAAGGCAAGCAAUAUCCUUCUCGACGAGAAUUUCCUCCCUAAAAUCGGAGACUUUGGAUUAGCAAAGCUAUUUCCUGAUAAUGUCACCCACGUCAGCACACGGGUAGCAGGAACAGUGGGUUAUCUAGCUCCCGAAUAUGCAAAGCUGGGUCAACUCACUAAGAAGGCCGAUGUGUAUAGCUUUGGGGUACUCUUGCUCGAGAUUAUAAGCGGCGAAAGUAGCAGUAAGGCCUCUUUUGGGGACGAUUUCUUGGUUCUGCUCGAAUGGACUUGGAAAUUGUACAUCGAGGGUCGGGUUUUAGAGCUUGUGGACCCGGACUUAAUUGACUACCCGAAAGACGAAGUCACGCGCUUCAUAAAAGUCUCACUAUUUUGUACGCAAGCGGCUUCUCAACGCAGACCAGACAUGAGUCAGGUGGUAAGAAUGCUGUCGACCAAUGUUAAUCUUAACGAGAGCUUGUUGUCAGAGCCUGGAUUUUACAGGCCACAAAAACCGAGAGGUGGGGCCUCAUCUCGUUUGGACAAAACGAAACAUUUGUCUAUUCGCCGUGUGGGAGCUCGAGGUAUGGUGGUUUCGGUUCAUCGGUCGUCGCUGGCAGCCUUGUGGCGAUCGGAAGGUGGGCUGAUAUUUGGCUUCCCCGUUCUUCUGCCUCCUCUGGUGUCGAGAUGGCAGUUUCCUCCAACAGUGUCGGUGGGGUGA